Molecule: messenger RNA, 1461 nt
Organism: Babesia microti strain RI
Lineage: Eukaryota; Apicomplexa; Aconoidasida; Piroplasmida; Babesiidae
Product: phosphoinositide-binding protein, putative
Exons: 9
Coding region: 1-1461 (486 amino acids)
Molecular function (GO): protein binding
Source: RefSeq, a predicted model, not a curated record
AUGCAAUCAUAUUAUUUAAACUAUUUACAUCAGCCAAUCCUAGAUAUAGACAAUUCCAUACAUAGCAGCGCUGUGCGAUAUUACCCUACACACUAUCGACCCAUAUUGAUUGAUAUAAAAAUGGACUUAUCCACCUUUUCAGUAACUCUAACUGGGACUAAAGAUUCAGAUAUAACCAUAAAUAUUUCAAUCAAUUCCAAGCUUUUUCAAUCCACUAAGGACAUUGAUGAUUUUUACCUACUACAUGAUACUCUGCUUGAUAGAAAAUUUGCAAGUUUGGCAGAACCUCCACCAAUUGAAUUGUUCCAGGGGAACCGUGAGCGAUUCAAAACUACUCUGCAGGAAUUGGAGUCAUAUUUUAAGGAACUAUUCUACCGACUGGACGUUAUCUAUGAUGAUUUUUUUCUGGAAUUCUGCGGGCUUAAAAACCAUUUAAUCCCCAAAUCAAUACAAUCGCAAUUUGUUAACUCGCUACCGCCGAGCCAAUAUAUGCUAGGGGUGUCUAACGCUAUUGUAAUCCCAAAUCUCCUAAUAUUGGCUUAUGAAGACCAAACUAAUAUUUCAAAAUUUGGCUGUAUGUGGUCGAUUUUCGAACCAGAUGUGCUGGGCUGCAUCCAGCUCUAUACCUUCGAUCAUACAAUAAUAACCAGCCUAACUAAACUAGAGGAACACCUCUUCGAGUAUAAGAUAAGGAAGGUGAUUGUUACACAAGAUCAUAAUCAGUUGAUUGUUGGAAGAGGCGACGGACUAGUCGAUAUUUAUCACUUUAGUCCCCUAAAGAAAUUGGUAAAAACCACCACCAUCAAUGCCCAUUGCCAGGCCCUAGUCCUACUGUCAUUAUGUCAUGAAAAGAUCUACACCGUUGGCUACGAUAACUCCCUUCGCAUAAGCAAUUUAACUGGGUCUAUUGAGAAAGGGGGGAAUCUCACAAAUAGACUGCAGGGAGACAAGAUCAUUACGGCUGCAAUGACACCAGAAAUGAUCGUUUUUGGAACUUUUGAGAACAACAUAAUCAUGUACGCUGUUAUACCAGGAGAGCUGCCAAAAUUUAUUGCCACCUUUCAUAUCGGCGAGCACGUGCCAAUACACACAAUUAUUGCGCAAGGAAGCUACAUAUUUGUAUCUCAUGGUAAUUAUAUUACUUGCUUUCUGGUAACUAAAAAUUCAACAUCAAAAUGCGUAAUGUUAAGCGAUAAAGAAUCUCCAGCAUAUUCGCUGAUUGUAAAAAUUGCAGAGAAGAUCCUGUUAUCGGGACACGAUAACAAGAUCUCCAUUUGGUGCUUGAAGACUGGGAAAAUCCUCUGCUCAUGGUACACAAAUACUUCCAAAUUGCACACCCUUAAACUUAUUGAAGAUGAUUCGUUGCUUUGCGCCGGGGCAAAUAACGGCGAAUUUAAGCUGUGGGAGAUUCCGAAGCUUAAUGACAUUGCAAAUGCCAAAUCUUUCACCUGCGCUGGCUAA